GCCGCCGGCGCCGGCCGAGGGCGAUGGGGCUGGGCUGAGGAGAGGGGGCGGCGGUGGCGAAAGCGCCCCCCCGGCCCCCUGCGGCCUUUUGGCUGCCCCGGCCCGGAGGCCGCCGAGGAGUCCGCACCGCGGCGCGGCUGGUCUGACAGAAGCAUCCUAGGAUCUUGGUGUCUGGGCAUAAGAGUUAUCUUCACCUGUUGUGUGAAGCACAGCACCUUUCAAGCCACUGUAGAAAUGGACAAGGAAGAAAGAAAGACUAUCAACAAGGGUCAAGAAGAUGAAAUGGAGAUUCAUGGCUAUCACUUAUGCCGCUGGAAGCUUGCCAUGGUUUCUGUAGGAGUGAUUUGUACUGGUGGUUUUCUCCUCCUCCUUCUCUACUGGAUGCCUGAGUGGCGAGUGAAAGCCACGUGUAUUAGAGCUGCAGUUAAAGACUGUGAAGUGGUGCUCCUCAGGACAACUGAUGAAUUUAGAACGUGGUUUUGUGCAAAAGUCCACUUUCUUCCUCUGGGAAAUCAACCGAAUUUGAAUGCAAAAUCUUUAGCUAAUAAGGUUUCUAAUGGCCAUGCUGUUCAUUUAACGGAGAAUCUGACUGAAGAAAAUAAAUGCGAGCUAAAUAAAUAUUCACAGACCCAGUCACAGCAGAUGCGUUAUUUUACCCACCAUAGCGUAAGAUAUUUCUGGAAUGAUGCCAUUCACAAUUUUGAUUUCUUAAAGGGACUGGAUGAAGGUGUUUCUUGUACAUCAAUUUAUGAAAAGCAUAGUGCAGGACUGACAAAGGGGAUGCAUGCUUACAGAAAAUUGCUUUAUGGAGUAAAUGAAAUUGCUGUGAAAGUGCCUUCUGUUUUUAAGCUUUUAAUUAAAGAGGUUCUUAACCCAUUUUACAUUUUCCAACUGUUCAGUGUUAUCCUGUGGAGCAUUGACGAAUACUAUUACUAUGCUCUAGCCAUUGUGAUUAUGUCCAUAGUGUCCAUUAUAAGCUCACUAUACUCCAUUAGAAAGCAAUAUGUUAUGUUACAUGACAUGGUGGCGACUCAUAGUACUGUAAGAGUUUCAGUUUGUAGAGUAAAUGAAGAAAUAGAAGAGAUCUUUUCUACAGAUCUUGUACCAGGAGAUGUCAUGAUCAUUCCAUUAAAUGGGACAGUCAUGCCUUGUGAUGCAGUUCUUAUUAAUGGUACUUGCAUUGUAAAUGAAAGCAUGUUAACAGGAGAAAGUGUUCCAGUGACAAAGACUAAUUUGCCAAAUCCUUCAGUGGAUGUAAAAGGAAUUGGGGAGGAGUUAUACAGUCCAGAGACGCAUAAGCGACACACUUUGUUUUGUGGGACGACUGUUAUUCAGACCCGUUUCUACACUGGAGAACUUGUGAAAGCCAUAGUAGUUAGAACAGGAUUUAGUACUUCCAAAGGACAACUUGUUCGCUCUAUAUUAUAUCCCAAGCCAACUGACUUUAAGCUCUAUAGAGACGCCUACUUGUUUCUGUUGUGUCUUGUGGUGGUGGCUGGCAUUGGCUUUAUCUACACCAUCAUCAACAGCAUUUUAAAUAAGAAAGAAGUUCAGGAAAUAAUUAUUAAGUCUCUUGAUAUCAUUACAAUUACUGUGCCACCUGCACUUCCUGCUGCCAUGACUGCUGGGAUUGUAUAUGCUCAGAGAAGACUGAAAAAAGUUGGAAUUUUCUGUAUUAGUCCCCAGAGGAUAAAUAUCUGUGGGCAGCUGAAUCUUGUUUGCUUUGACAAGACUGGAACUCUUACCGAAGAUGGUUUAGAUCUGUGGGGAAUUCAGCGAGUGGAAAAUACCAGAUUUCUUUUACCAGAAGACAAUGUUUGCAGUGAGAUGAUGGUAAAAUCUCAAUUUGUUGCUUGCAUGGCUACUUGUCAUUCACUUACAAAAAUUGAAGGAGUUCUUUCUGGUGACCCACUAGAUUUGAAAAUGUUUGAAGCCAUUGGAUGGAUUCUGGAAGAAGCAACUGAAGAAGAAACAGCACUUCACAACCGAAUCAUGCCCACUGUGGUUCGUCCUUCCAAACAGCUGCUUCCUGAGUCAACAACUGCAGGAAACCAAGAAAUGGAGCUGUUUGAACUUCCAGCUAUUUAUGAGAUAGGAAUUGUUCGCCAGUUCCCAUUUUCUUCUGCUUUACAACGGAUGAGUGUGGUUGCAAGGGUCCUAGGCGAUAAGAAAAUGGAUGCGUACAUGAAGGGAGCCCCUGAGGUCAUUGCCAGUCUGUGUAAACCUGAGACAGUUCCAGUUGAUUUUGAGAAGGUUUUAGAAGACUAUACCAAACAAGGCUUCCGUGUAAUUGCUCUUGCACACAGAAAAUUGGAGUCGAAACUGACAUGGCAUAAAGUACAGCAUAUUAACAGAGAUGCCAUUGAAAACAACAUGGAUUUUAUGGGAUUGAUUAUAAUGCAGAACAAACUAAAGCAGGAAACCCCUGCAGUACUUGAAGAUUUGCAUAAAGCCAACAUUCGAACUGUCAUGGUCACAGGUGACAACAUGUUGACGGCUGUGUCUGUGGCCAGAGACUGUGGAAUGAUUCUACCUCAGGAUAAGGUCAUCAUUGCUGAAGCAUUACCUCCAAAGGAUGGGAAAGUUGCCAAGAUCAAUUGGCACUAUACAGACUCCCUGACACAGGGUAACGAAUCAUCAGCAAUUGACUCAGAGGCUAUUCCAAUUAAACUUGCUCAUGAUAGCUUAGAGGAUCUUCAGCUGACUCGCUACCAUUUUGCGAUGAAUGGAAAGUCUUUUUCAAUUAUAUUGGAACAUUUUCAAGAUCUUGUUCCUAAGUUGAUGUUGCAUGGCACCGUGUUUGCUAGAAUGGCACCAGAUCAGAAGACACAGUUGGUGGAAGCAUUGCAGAAUGUAGAUUACUUUGUUGGGAUGUGCGGUGAUGGUGCAAAUGAUUGUGGUGCUUUGAAGAGGGCACAUGGUGGCAUUUCCUUAUCUGAGCUUGAAGCUUCUGUGGCAUCUCCUUUUACUUCUAAGACACCCAGUAUCUCCUGUGUGCCAAACCUCAUCAGGGAAGGUCGCGCUGCUUUGAUGACGUCUUUCUGUGUGUUUAAAUUUAUGGCACUAUAUAGCAUCAUACAGUACUUCAGCGUUACUCUGCUGUACUCUAUCUUGAGUAACCUUGGAGACUUUCAGUUUCUCUUCAUUGAUCUGGCAAUCAUUUUGGUAGUAGUAUUUACAAUGAGUUUAAAUCCUGCCUGGAAAGAGCUUGUGGCACAGAGACCACCCUCAGGCCUUAUAUCCGGGGCGCUCCUCUUCUCCGUCUUGUCUCAGAUCAUCAUCUGCGUUGGAUUUCAGUCACUGGGGUUUUUCUGGGUCAAGCAGUAUAAAGUGUGUGAUCCAUAUUCAGAUGUUUGUAAUAUAACAAGAAGUGCGUGUUGGAACUCAUCACACUUAUACAAUGGAACUGAACUUGAUACAUGUAAAAUACAAAAUUAUGAAAAUACCACAGUGUUUUUUAUCUCCAGUUUUCAGUACCUCACAGUGGCAAUUGCCUUUUCAAAAGGAAAACCAUUCAGGCAGCCUUGCUAUAAGAAUUAUUUUUUUGUUAUAUCUGUGAUUAUUUUGUAUGUUUUCAUAUUAUUCAUCAUGUUGCACCCAGUUGCCUCUGUUGACCAGGUUCUUGAGAUUAUGUUUGUACCAUACCAGUGGCGUAUAUAUAUGCUUAUCAUUGUUCUGAUCAAUGCCUUCGUGUCUAUCACAGUAGAGAGCUUCUUCCUUGACACGGUCCUUUGGAAACUUGUGUUCAAUCGAGACAAACAAGGAGAGUGUCGUUCCACCACCACACAGCCACCACAGGAGUCAGUGGAUCGAUGGGGAAAAUGCUGCUUGUCCUGGGCCCUAAGUUGUAGAAAGAAGACACCAAAAGCAAAGUACAUGUACCUGGCACAGGAGCUCUUGUUUGAUCCAGAAUGGCCGCCUAAGCCUCAGACAACGACGGAAGCCAAAACUGUAGUAAAGGAGAAUGGAUCCUGCCAGAUCAGCACCAUAACCUAGCGAACGAAGGCAGUC
Molecule: messenger RNA, 4011 nt
Organism: Acomys russatus (golden spiny mouse)
Lineage: Eukaryota; Metazoa; Chordata; Mammalia; Rodentia; Muridae
Gene: Atp13a3
Product: ATPase 13A3
Exons: 34
Coding region: 235-3996 (1253 amino acids)
Biological process (GO): intracellular calcium ion homeostasis; polyamine transmembrane transport
Cellular component (GO): late endosome membrane
Molecular function (GO): ATP binding; ATPase-coupled monoatomic cation transmembrane transporter activity; polyamine transmembrane transporter activity
Source: RefSeq, a predicted model, not a curated record